Molecule: messenger RNA, 2592 nt
Organism: Lachancea meyersii CBS 8951
Lineage: Eukaryota; Fungi; Ascomycota; Saccharomycetes; Saccharomycetales; Saccharomycetaceae
Source: the annotation of a GenBank genome assembly
AUGGACAGAGCUAUUGUAAAGGGUCUCAAUGACAAGCUAUAUGAGAAACGGAAGGCCACGGCGUUGAACUUGGAAAAACUAGUCAAGGAGUGUCUGGCUGAAGAAGACUAUGAGAGAGUAGAUAAGAUUCUCGACGAGCUUUGUCGGGAUUUUGCGUACGCUUUGCACCAGCCAAUGGCCAGAAAUGCAGGUCUGAUGGGUCUGGCAGCGUGUGCAAUCGCACUGGGCUCAACAGAGGUAGCACGGUAUUUGGACCGCAUCCUGCCGCCCGUUUUGGCGUGUUUCGGGGACCAAAACGACCAGGUCCGAUUUUAUGCGUGUGAGAGUCUGUACAACAUCGCGAAGAUCGCGAAAGGCGAAAUACUAGUGUAUUUCAACGAAAUAUUCGAUGUGCUCUGCAAAAUAAGUGCCGACACCGAAACUUCGGUCAGGGGUGCAGCAGAGCUGCUGGACCGUCUCAUCAAAGACGUUGUGGCCGAACGUGCCUCUAGCUAUGUGAGCAUUGUCAACAACGAUCCCAAAGAUCUUCCCCCCGCAACUCGCACCGACGUUCAAACCGGCGAGGUUUUGCGUGAAGAGCACAAACAGCAGCCCGAGUUUGCGUUCUCGUUACCGAAGUUCAUCCCUCUUUUAACUGAGCGCAUAUACGCCAUCAACCCAGAUACCCGCAUGUUUCUCGUUUCGUGGCUGCAAGUUCUGGAAAAUAUUCCGGAUCUCGAGCUUAUAUCGUAUUUGCCAUCCUUCUUGGGUGGUCUUUUCACCUUUCUUGGCGAUUCCCACAAGGAUGUCAGAACGGUCACACACUCGCUCAUAGAUUUGCUGCUUCACGAAGCGCAACGCAUAUCUGAAGUUAAGGCCAUCGUUCAGAAAAAAGUAUCCGAUAAGAAACAAAGGCAAGUCAACCUCGAGGAGGUUGCUUCCGUCAAAAAGCAAGACGGCAUGCUGAUCAGUGAAAGGAAGAAAUCAUUGUUGACUGCUUUCGAACAGCUUGCGAUGGUGAACAACUCCAGCCCGAGUAAAAGCAGAGUUUCAUCAGCCACCGAAGAUUGUAAAACUAAUGAAGCUUUCACUGUUGGGGCAGCUGCAGAAGAAGUUGAAAAAGGUGGCACAAAUUCAUUGGCAGAUUCAGAAUCUCAGGAGCUAGGCAAUGGUGAUCUUUAUUCCCCUGGUGAAGACGUUCAUUUAGAUUAUCCAAAAGUCAUUGAAAUUUUGAUCAACACAUUAGGAUCUUCCGAGCCCGAGAUCCAGCUGGUAGUCUUGACAUGGAUUGAAACCAUUCUGGACAUUUGCCCAUCCGCCUUUUUGCCUUUUCUGUCGCGUUUGCUUUCUUUACUCCUGAAGAUACUCAAUGACGUCGAUUCUAGGGUUAGAAAGCUGGCUCAAACGGUAAAUGAAAAGCUAAUUGACUUGACGGGCAAAUUUGAUUACAACGAUGGUCCGGAAACGAUAAAUUAUGGUCCUAUUGUCAACACUUUGACAUUGCACUUUUUGGACAGUGAUGUUGUUGCCAAGGUUGCUUGUCUUGACUGGUUGAUCUUGAUAUAUCAGAUUGUUCCCAAUCAAAUCCUAGAACACAGCGACAGCACUUUCCUCACCUUGUUGAAAUCACUGUCCGAUAGAGAUAAUCAAUUGGUCUCAAAAGCUCUGCACUUAUUGAGCAGCCUCUGCAAUAACUCUAACGAGGAGUACUUCAAGAAACUCAUCAAAGAUCUACUACUUCUCUUCAAGAAUGACGCAAAGCUUUUGAAAACAAGAGCGAAUCAUAUCUUCAGACAGCUAGGUAUAAAGUUAUCUGCGGAGAGGGUUUACAACGUGGUAUCAUCCAUACUGGAAGAGGGGGGAGAUCUUCUGUUUGUGCGGAUGAUGAUUCAAAUACUGAAUACCAACCUUAUUACGGCCCCCGAGCUGGAAGGAUUGCGAAAAAAACUAAAAACUGGUGCUGAUAGUGAGUUUUUUUGCUCGCUUUUCAGGUGCUGGUCUCACAAUCCUACCUCGCUGCUUGCUCUCUGUCUCCUAGCAGGUAAAUAUGAACUUGCAUAUUAUGUUCUGCAAACUUUUGUUGAAUAUGAGCUAUCGGUCAAUGACCUUGUGCAAAUUGACAUUCUUGUUCAACUUCUGGAAUCACCAAUUUUCACCAGCUUGAGGCUACAGUUAUUGGAACAAGAGCGGUAUCCAUACCUUUACAAAUGCCUGUAUGGAAUUUUGAUGGUGUUGCCUCAAUCAAAGGCUUUUCAAAUUUUAAACACUAGAUUAGGAAGUGUCAGUGCGCUAGCCGCUCGUAAAAUACCUCCUAGUCCUUUUUACAAAUUGAACGAUGGAACUAGCAGUAUUAAUGGAUCUCUAUCUUCCGAAUCUCUGAAUUCGGCGGGUUCUCUACAUCACAAGAGAACUAAAUUUCUCGGACUUUUAGACCACUUCAGAAGUGUCUGCGAAACUGAGCUAAGCUCUCCAAGAAAAACUGGCGUUGACGAUUCAAGCUUUGCGUUGCUGGAUCACGUUUUGACUCCUGAUCCCAUGCUCGGUUGUGGACGUCAACCGGAUGACGGGACUGAGGACGACAACGAUAAUGCAUCUGUGGUAUACCGGGGAUGA